AAUUGUAAACAUCUCUUGAUCGGGAGAGGAACAGAGAGAGGGUGAAUGAAAGAUUUAAAACUCUUUGACUAGCUGGAAUGGAUAAUUCGAAAGGUAAAUGAUCAGUUAGCUAUGCAGAAAUAAUCUUAUUUAAAUCUUCUAUACGUUUCUUUUUCUAAUUGAAAAAGUUACAACUUUUAAACAAAAAUGCUUUUCUUCCUCUUCUCUUUUCUUUUUUUCAAUAACCUAACUCUGUAAAUUAAUCAGACGACAAUGUUACGAUCAAGGGAGGAGGAGGCAGUCUUGGAUGUUGCGGUGUAAGUCUACAGUAUAAUUAUCUAAUUAUUCUAUUCCUUCUUCAGCUAUAACUUAAAUGAAUAAUUCUUUUCCCGCUACUAGAUAAUCCUGAAAGGAAUUUCACUCCUUCUUAUCUUUUUAACUUUUCCAAUUUCAAUAUUCAUGUGCGUAAAGCUCGUACAGGAAUACGAAAGAGCGGUUAUGUUUAGACUUGGAAGAGUUCUUUCCGGGUCUAGAGGACCCGGAAUAUUCUUUAUUAUACCCUGUUUGGAUCAUUUUGUCAAAGUUGAUUUGCGUACGGUUUCCUUUGACGUUCCACCUCAAGAGAUUCUAACAAAGGAUUCGGUAACAAUUGCGGUUGAUGCAGUUGUUUAUUAUAAAAUUUCGAAUCCAAUGAUUUCCGUAGUGAAUGUGGAAGAUUGUUCCAGAUCAACUCGCCUUUUAGCCCAAACAACAUUAAGAAAUAUUUUAGGAACAAAAACGCUAAGCGAUAUUCUAACAGAAAGGGAAACAGUAGCGAAUAAUAUGCAGAUUGUCCUUGAUGAGGGUACUGAUCCAUGGGGUGUUAAAGUUGAAAGGGUUGAAAUUAAGGAUGUACGACUACCUGUUCAACUACAAAGGGCUAUGGCGGCAGAGGCAGAAGCGACCAGGGACGCUAGAGCAAAGGUUAUCGCGGCGGAAGGUGAACAAAACGCCUCUAGAGCAUUGAAAGAAGCAGCCGAUGUUAUAAACGAGGCUACGGGAGCUCUCCAACUCCGAUAUCUUCAAACUCUAACGCAAAUAUCAGCAGAAAAGAAUUCCACCAUCAUAUUCCCUCUACCGAUUGUUGAGCCUGAACCUGAGCCUGAUCCUGAACCUGAGCCUGAUCCUGAACCUGAGCCUGAUCCUGAACCUGAGCCUGAUCCUGAACCUGAGCUUCCCAUAGUUGUUGUUUCCGCAGGAGAAGACGUUGUUUCGGCUGGAGCAGACGUUGUUUUGACUGGAGUAGACGUUGUUUCGACUGGAGGCGUUGGCACUGGUUUGGUUCCGCACGGUGGAGGAACCUGA
Messenger RNA from Dimorphilus gyrociliatus, 1323 nucleotides. NCBI's taxonomy places the organism in Eukaryota, Metazoa, Annelida, Polychaeta, Dinophilidae. The record is from the annotation of a GenBank genome assembly.